AUGGAAGGUAUUGCAAAUAUACGAGUGUAUUAUAACGGUGAGGUUAUACCGAACACAUACGAAGGAGUGACUUUUGUUUGUGAAUGUCCGUUUUCAUUUGCUAUUCCAUAUACCACGAGUUUUGUAGAGUUGCAAAAUGGUAUUUGUGUCAACAUACCAAGUCACAUUUCGAAAAAGGUGAGUUAUAUUUUGUACAGGAGUCCUGUACAAGUAUUUGGUGGGCUGAUACAGUUUCAAAUAAUGGCUAUCACUGACGAUGCAAGCAUGCAGAGGAUGUUCUGUAUUUAUCAACAAACCCGAUUUCAGGUGCCGCUAAUAGAGCUGUACGUUGAGUUUGAACAGCAUACGGGGGUGGACGAGUUUGACGAGGAGGUCAACAUUAACGAGUUUGGGGAUAUAGGCUGGGAGGAAGAUAACGACGACAGUGAAGAGGAGUUCGAAGCCAACUAUGAAGUCGAUGACGAAAACGAUGACGGAGAUCUGGCCGGCAAUCCGGCGGUGCCAAAUGAAGCGCAUGCUGUUAUAAGCCAGCAGUCGUUUGGUGUUCCGUCUUUUAUGCGGACUCUUGAUCUCGAAGCCAUGCAUGCCCCAGAAUUUCCUGAGUAUGCGAAUAUGGGUAUGUUAUAUUAUGGCAACGCUGCGGCCGAAGAUGGUGAAUUCAGUGUCGGAAUGGAAUUUGGCUCUAGAGAGUCGGUGAUAUCUGCAAUCAAAAGCUACACUAUCUCUAGAGGAGUUGAUUACACUGUGUAUGAGUUUGAGCCGCAGAAAUUCUAUGCGAAAUGCAAGGGUUAUGGUGCCGGGUGCGAUUGGCUUAUCUAA
Molecule: messenger RNA, 819 nt
Organism: Arachis duranensis
Lineage: Eukaryota; Viridiplantae; Streptophyta; Magnoliopsida; Fabales; Fabaceae
Exons: 3
Coding region: 1-819 (272 amino acids)
Source: RefSeq, a predicted model, not a curated record